Molecule: messenger RNA, 2732 nt
Organism: Owenia fusiformis
Lineage: Eukaryota; Metazoa; Annelida; Polychaeta; Sabellida; Oweniidae
Source: the annotation of a GenBank genome assembly
AAAGAGUGCGGGAGUUUGAGAGUUUAGUUGACAUUUCCAUUGAAAUCUUUUUUCGAUAAUCGCUAAAAUCUAGCAGUCUGCGAAGAUGUUUGUUAAUAAAAGAGAUGGCCGUCAAGAGAAGGUGAUGUUUGAUAAGAUCACAUCACGAAUUCAGAAACUUUGCUAUGGGCUGAAUAGUGAUUUUGUGGAUGCGACGGAGAUUACAAUGAAGGUGAUAAAUGGGCUUUACCCAGGUGUCACCACUGUAGAGCUUGACAACCUGGCCGCUGAGACAGCUGCUACCAUGACAACCAAGCACCCUGACUAUGCUCAGCUUGCUGCCAGAAUUGCUGUGUCCAAUCUCCACAAAGAGACCAAGAAAACUUUCACUCAUGUGAUGGAUGACUUGUUCAAUUGGAUUAAUCCAAAGACAGGGAAUCACUCACCUAUGAUUUCAAAGGAUAUUCAUGAUAUCAUUACCGCUAAUGGUGAUCGUCUCAACUCUGCCAUCAUCUAUGACAGAGACUACAACUACAAUUACUUUGGUUUCAAGACACUAGAGAGGGCGUACCUAUUGAAGAUCGAUGGAAAGGUUGCAGAGCGACCACAACACAUGUUGAUGAGAGUCUCCGUAGGGAUUCACCACGAGGAUAUAGAUGGCGCUAUUGAGACGUACAACCUCCUCUCUGAGAAAUGGUUCACCCAUGCUUCACCAACAUUGUUCAAUGCUGGCACAUGUAAACCACAACUCUCAAGUUGUUUCUUGUUGACAAUGGAUUCUGACAGUAUUGAAGGAAUCUAUGAUACUCUGAAGAAAUGUGCCCUGAUUUCAAAGUGUGCUGGUGGUAUCGGCCUGAAUGUACACUGUAUUAGAUCAACGGGAUCAUACAUUGCUGGGACCAAUGGGACAUCCAAUGGGCUGCUGCCAAUGUUGCGUGUAUACAACAACACUGCUAGAUAUGUGGACCAAGGUGGUAAUAAGAGACCAGGUGCCUUUGCUAUCUACCUCGAGCCAUGGCAUAAUGACAUCUUUGAAUUCUUGGAUGCCAGAAAGAAUCACGGAAAGGAGGAGCAGCGUGCUAGGGAUCUCUUCUAUGCCCUCUGGAUUCCAGAUUUGUUCAUGAAGCGUGUAGAGGAGAAUGGUGACUGGACCCUCAUGUGCCCUAACGAGUGCAAGGGACUGUCCGAUUGCUGGGGCAAGGAGUUUGAAGAAAAAUAUACACAAUAUGAAAAGGAGGGUAAGGGACGCAAAACCAUCAAAGCCCAGAAACUGUGGUACGCUAUCAUAGAAUCACAGACAGAAACAGGAACUCCCUACAUGUUAUAUAAGGACGCAUGUAAUGGAAAAUCUAACCAACAGAACUUGGGAACAAUUAAAUGCAGUAAUCUUUGUACAGAAAUAGUGGAAUACAGUAGUCCAGAUGAGGUUGCGGUGUGUAACCUUGCCUCAAUAGCUCUCAACAGAUUUGUGAAACCAGACCAGACCUAUGAUUUCGCGAAACUAGUAGAAGUCACAAAAGUGAUCACAAGGAAUCUCAAUAAAAUCAUAGAUAUCAACUAUUACCCUGUGCCUGAGGCCAAGACGUCUAACAUGCGACACAGACCUAUUGGAAUUGGAGUUCAAGGUCUUGCAGAUGCUUUCAUUCUCAUGAGGUACCCGUUUGAUAGUCCUCAAGCAACAGAGCUUAACAAACAGAUCUUUGAGACUAUUUACUUCGCUGCACUCACUGCAAGUUGUGAGCUAGCCAAAGAAAAAGGACCAUAUGAGACUUAUGAGGGAUCACCAGUAAGCAAAAAUAUCCUGCAACACGACAUGUGGGGAGUCAAAGACACAGACAGACAUGACUGGGCUGGGCUUAGGGAGAAUAUCAAGAAAUAUGGUGUGAGGAAUAGCUUGCUACUGGCUCCUAUGCCAACAGCUUCAACAGCUCAGAUCCUCGGAAACAACGAGGCAAUUGAGGCAUACACGAGUAACAUUUACACAAGAAGGGUGCUCUCUGGAGAAUUCCAGGUUGUGAAUCACCAUUUACUGCAUGAUCUGACUGAGAAAAGGUUGUGGAAUGAUGACAUGAAGAACAAGAUGAUUGCGGCCAAUGGCUCAAUACAGAACAUUGAUGAGAUCCCCGAUGACCUAAAGGCUCUGUACAAGACAGUGUGGGAAAUCUCACAGAAAAAGGUUAUCCAGAUGGCAGCUGACAGAGGGGCAUACAUCGAUCAGAGUCAGUCCCUAAACAUCCACAUUGCAGAACCAAAUUAUGGCAAACUCACUAGUAUGCACUUCUUCGCCUGGAAAUCUGGCCUUAAAACAGGUAUGUACUAUUUGAGGACAAAGCCAGCUGCCAAUGCUAUUCAGUUCACAGUUGAUAAAUCCAAACUCAAAGUGAAGGCUGAAUCAGAAAGCAAGAAGAAUGAAGAGGCAAUGGUGUGCUCUCUACAGAACAAAGAUGAAUGCUUGAUGUGCAGUGGUUAAACAACCAAAAAUUAAUUCCCUCCAUUUAAUAUAAAAAAACAUUGACAAUCUUGUGAAGGAUUAUAGGAUUGUGACAUAGUGUUGAGUGUCUCUUGGCUGUAAAUUAUUGACACUGGGUUAGACUUGUAGAUCAUUCCUUAGGGGACUGAUGGAGUUCCAUUGGUUUUAAUGCCAGCAUAUUAAGAAUAUAUUAAGCCUGGAUAACAACUCUUAUAAUAACAACAAGAAUUAAGAAUUGUACAUAUUAAUCUAUGCAAUGUGUUAUUAAUCUAUGCAAUUUGUG